Molecule: messenger RNA, 4667 nt
Organism: Bursaphelenchus xylophilus (pine wood nematode)
Lineage: Eukaryota; Metazoa; Nematoda; Chromadorea; Rhabditida; Aphelenchoididae
Source: the annotation of a GenBank genome assembly
AUGAGGGCCAGAACUCAAUCUGGAAUGAGAUUGGACCAGUUGUUGUAUGUGGUGGAAGAAACUGUCCUCAAACAUCAAGAUCCGGUCACUGGACUCGUGACAAAUGAUCCAAAGGACUUCCCAGGUAUUUGAAUUUAUUUUUGGUUUUAUUUUUGAGUUUAGAACAUGCCUGGAUUAGAGACAAUGUCUAUGCGGUCCAUGCUGUUUGGGCGAUGUAUCGAGCGUACCAGAAAAGUGCGGAAUUCGAUGAGGACUUGGCAAAAGCUCAUCAGCUGGGAAUGCAAUGGUAAUAAAAGAAAGGAACUACCUUUAUCGUCAAAUUGUUUUAGUGUAAAACUGAUGCAGUCCUUAUUGGAGUGUAUGAUGAGACAAGUAGAUAAGGUCGAGCAAUUCAAGCGACAUCAGAGAAGCUUUGACAGUAUUCAUGCCAAGUAUUCUACUCGUUCCAAAACUGUUGUGGUCAGAGAUAAUGAAUGGGGGCAUCUACAGCUGGAUUCAAUCUCUCUUUUCCUAUUGACUUUGGCUCAAAUGACGGCUUCGGGUGGGUCAUUGCAUUCUUAGUUUCAUAUUUUAGGUCUUCAAAUAAUCCGAAACUGGGAUGAGAUCGCCUUUGUCCAAAAUCUGGUCUAUUACAUUGAAGUUAGCUACAGAACGCCAGAUUUCGGGGUUUGGGAGCGAGGAGAUAAAACCAAUCAAGGGAUUCGAGAACUCAACGCCUCCUCGAUUGGUAUGGCCAAAGCAGCUUUGCAGGCUCUGAAUGACUGCGGGGAUUUGUUUGGCGACGGCUCAAAAGGCUCGGUUGUUCAUGUUUUACCCGAUGAAAUUCAACAGUGUAGUGCUGUUUUAUGUUCAAUGUUGCCAAGGGAAUCGUUUAGUAAGGUGAGUAGUUAUCCGUAUUAUUAUUGUUGACGUUUAGGAAACUGAUUCUGCUUUGCUUGGGAUUAUUUCCUAUCCGGCAUUCGCUGUGGAGGAUUCGGAUUUAGUCGAAACCACCAGACAGACAAUUUUGGAUACUUUAUAUGGCAAAUAUGGAUGUAGACGGUUUCUUCGGGACGGGUUCAAGACGGCGUUGGAAGUAAGCGAUACCGCAAAGUCUGUUUUACCAUUUGGCUGGCGUUCUUUUCUGAAGUUGGCGUUUUUUAGGACCGAAGUCGGCUUUAUUAUAACAACGAUGAGCUACAAAAAUUUGAGAACGUGGAAUGUGAAUGGCCAGUAUUUUUGUGCUAUCUUCUGUUGGAUGGAUUGUUCCGCAGGGACAAAGACGACAUUGAAAAGUACUACAAACAGCUUCAAGAGGUAAUUUCGUCCUUUUGUUAUUUAUUUUUUGUUUUAGGUAAUCAUCAGGUCGAAUGACGGGAAGAAUUUGUUUCUGCUCCCGGAAUUAUACUCAGUACCGAUUGAGGUUGUUGAAAUGGAGAGAGCUGAGAGAGGGACGCAAACACGGGUGCCAACAGGAACAAUGUGAGGAAAUCUUUUUUUUUUAUAUUGUACAUGAUGAUUUACAGACCGUUCGUAUGGGCCCAAUCGUUGUAUAUUGUCGCCUGUUUGCUUUACGAUGGGUUUUUAACACCAGCAGAGAUUGAUCCAUUGAGUAGACGGCUUUCUGGUAUUGAACAGAGACCUUCCAGUGAAGUUCAAGGUAAAGGUUUUUUGAGGAUUUAGAUUUUUUAUCUUUUCUAAUUGAUUUACAUACUUUUUUCAGUGGUAAUCCUUGCGGAGAGUCGUGAGGUCCAAAGAGAACUCGAAUUGAAUGAAAUUGAAGCCCAGAUGGUCCAUGAGAUCGACCCGAUCUUCUCCAUCCAACCUGCUUCUGCGUUCGCCAAGAUCCUCGAGCGAGUUGGAGAGUCCAAAAAACUGAAUCUAACUGGACGGCCAGCUGAUAGAGACAUUGGACUGCUCAGUACAAGUAGACUCUACCAUCUUGGCCAACGCUUUGUCGCUUUUCUCCCACAAUUCAUGGAUCGGAGACGGUCUUAUCUGAUGUAUGAUAUUCGAAUACUCAUGGAUGAAUGGGCCUCCGAAUUACAUUACAUAUAUACCAGUUGGAACUCGGUGAGCAUCUCGGGAAGACCAUUGGUCGUCUUAUCCAUCUCCAAGAACAUGCUCGAGGCUGUAAGUUGACCUCCUACAAUAUAAAUUUUUUUACCUUAAUUAUUAAAACGUGAUGUAUUUUUUUGCUUUAGAGUUCGAUUGUCCUGGGAAAUGGUCUUGCUCGUCGUCGCCAGAAGUCGACGGUUGUGGGAGCGCUGAAAAAGAUCAAAAAUGGGUAUAUUGGAGGUGCCCGCGUGGUCAUGAAGAAUAUCGGAGACUUCUUCAGAACCACCUCGGUUUCUAAAUUGGAAUUCAGAGAUCUGGAUGUGGACUCCUACUUCAACUCAUAUGAUGAUACGGCUCCAAAAACUUUGCCGGUGACAGCAGCCGAAGCGAAAGCGGCCACUCCGGGCAUUCGCAGGCAGGAUUCGGUGAAAGAAAGGUGGAACAAGCAGUUCAAUACGGUACAUCAGACCUCAAUGAGACAUCGGAGCAUCAUUAUGGACAGCAAUGAUCAAGGUGAGAAGCAAAUUUUGUAUCAAAACAGUAAUUUUUGUCUAGUGUAAUAUUAUUUUUGACACUAGAUUGGUAAUAUUUUAUGUUUUUACCUAGAGUUAUGUGUUUAGACCUGGAAAAGCUCCGUCUCGCCUAUGCCAAGAAGGAUUUGAAGCCGGAUCGACCCAACACUGAGCAUCUUUCUCCAGUCCGAGAAGGUCAAAUUGAGCACAAGUCCCACAAGGCAGCUCACCUUCAUCAAACAAUGCACAACAGCAAUUCCACGUCCUCUUUGGACCACGCUCAAAUGAAGGAAAUGCACGGAGAUGACUUGGUGAACAUGCUGAGCGAGGCCGACGAUCUGGAUGAACAGGCGUCGCUGGUCCAUUUCUUGUACUUGAAAUAGUAAGUAGCAGUAAUUUUGAGGCUCUUUAGCUUAUGAAUUUGGGAAUUUGGUCGAAAAUUUGGAUAUAAAACUUCUUUCCACUGUUUUUUGGAUGAACGUGAUUUAAAAGAAUUUUUUUUUGUAAAAAUUGAUUUCCCACAACUUUUGGAGUGAAAAGUGUGAUACUUUCUUGUUUUGAGUUGUAAUUUUUGCGAUUCAGUGGCCUUGACUAUGACACCCGUCUCAAUGGAAACCAAGGAGUAACAGUCCGAGUUCUCAUCGAAGAAGUCUACGAAAAGGUCUGCGAACAGAGAGAAUGGUCUUGGGUUCGCCUUACAGCGGGUCUUCUGAAGCGACAAAUGGAUGAACUAACAAAGUCCGUUACUCAUCUUUUAGUCCGACAAAAGCAGAUCACCCUUGGAGUACCCAGUAAAAUCGAACGUCCAAUAACUUCGCCCAGAACUAGAGAGGAACUGAAGCAUUUACUGGAUGAAGUUUACAGCGAUGAUCCCAGUUCGUACACGUUGGCACAGGAAAUUAUAAUUUGUUUGGGAAGUCUGGUCAGAACGGAACCCAAUUUGUUUAUUGAAAUGCUCAGAUUAAGAGUUGGAUUGAUCAUACAGGUGAGGGAUUUUUUGAAUUUGAAUUUGGAUGUUAGAAUUUACAAAAAAAUUUUACCUUGAAAUAAAUAAUUUCAGAUCUUGGCCUCGGAAAUCUCAAGAAUCCGCGGAGUUUCGGGAGCCGAAGCCCUCCAACAACUCCUCUCGAUCUCCCCAUUCGAACUGAAAUGCAUGCUCUUCUCCUUGCUCAGUGGAAAACUCCUCGAAGAUGUGGGUGUGGACGAGGAUCAAGGCAUCAGAGAACUUAGAACUGGCAUGGGAUCCUUCAGGAAACAGAUUGAAGUCCGAAAAUCGAUGCGAAAGUCAAAGUCGUUGAGGUCCCAGCCAUUGGAAGAGGUCCCGGAUUUGAUGAGCGAUCUCUCAGAGCCUGAGGAAAUUUAUGGAGAAGAGUUUCAGUUCGGGAUUUGGCUCAGACACCGGCGAAUUGAUGGAGCUUUGAAUCGAGUGCCUCCUAAUUUCUAUUCGGUAAGAGAAAUAAUAUUUUUUCAAGAGGUUUGAUAAAUUUCAGGACCUCUGGGACACUGUCAGGCAAUUCCCUCGAGGAUUAUCGAUCAAUGGAACCAUUUUGGAUCGCAGACUAACUCAAGAGGUAAAGGAUAAUAUAAAUUUAUAAGUUUUCUAUUUAAUUGUGCUCAUAUUUAUAUUGUAGAUGACCCGCAGAGAAAUCAAAUUUGCUCUGCAAGUGGAACAGGUCCUUAAUUUGAUCGGGGAACCCGAAUAUCGAGAGAUGAUUGUGGAAGUUCUGACUUUAAUGAGGAGAUUGGACAAGAUUAUCGUCGCUGAACCCAAGAUCCCGCAAGAUCGUCCGUUCGAUGUGGAUCAGGUUCUCUGGCUGGCAAAUCAUAUCUUUGUGGAGCAUAAUGUAAGUUAUACGGGGGUUUUAAACUCAGAAUUGGGGUGAUUUUAUAUUGCACUAUGCUCUAUGUAGAUGUAUGGUAAAUAAAACUUUUUUGUACCCAAAAUUUCAGCGGGAACUCAACACAAUCGUCAUGGAAUGCUGUGCCGAUGGCCGUCCUUGUGACGGCGCCCGAGGCAUUUGCCGCCAUUUCUACGACAGCGCCCCCUGUGGAGAGUAUGGCUCCGCCCAUUACGUGAUCAAAGCCCUCAUCGAUAUCUUCGCCCCGCCGGAGAAGUGA